This is a messenger RNA of Botrytis cinerea B05.10, 1961 nucleotides long. RefSeq lists its product as hypothetical. NCBI's taxonomy places the organism in Eukaryota, Fungi, Ascomycota, Leotiomycetes, Helotiales, Sclerotiniaceae. Gene Ontology annotation, biological process: ergosterol biosynthetic process. The coding region runs from base 587 to 1504 and encodes 305 amino acids. Gene Ontology annotation, molecular function: iron ion binding; C-4 methylsterol oxidase activity. The record is from RefSeq and is a predicted model, not a curated record. The transcript is spliced from 3 exons.
GAGCCAAUCAUCGAUACCUGCAGCGUCGGUUUCAAACACCAGCUCAUUUAUCGCUUGAUGGUCACUUGAUUGUCACUUGAUUCUCACCCAACAUGAUCCCAUCCAUCCUCCCAUCGGUAUCUCAAAUCCCGAUAACACGCAAGAUCACGCUCCGCACUGUCCAUGCUCGAGCCAGACCACCCGUGCACGUGACACGCCCUCCCCAAAAGGCUGAAUGAAUCAUUUCUGGCUCUCCUUUACCCAAUCAAGCAAGAGCCGUACCCUUACCCGUACCCACGCCCACGCUCGCAUCGACCGACACCUUACCCUUACCGGGAAUUUUCCCUUCCGAUAGCCAAUUGUGGUUCGACAGACACCAGAGAAAGAAUCCAUCCCAUCCCAUCCCAUCCCAUCCAUAUUAAAAUAAACUAUUUAUCAAUCAGUCAAUCUAAUCUCAUUCUCUACCCUGACACGCUUCUGCUUGACUAGUAGCACUGGACUGGACACAAAAACCUUCCUCCUCCUUCUUUUCUUCCUUCUGGCUACAACUCCAUUCCUUCAUUCUUUGGAUUUCCCUCUUCCCUUUCCCAUAGCUAAACUCGCAGCUAUGGAUGUCCUAUCCAAUGCCACCAUUGCUGCAACUCCAGAAACCUUUUUGGGUAUUUAUGACGAGUUGAGCAAAUACAAUGUUCACCUCAACAUCUUUGAAAGACUCUGGGCGAGUUGGUACGCGUACAUGCAAAAUGAUGUCCUUGCCACUGGCAUCAUGAGUUUUGUGAUGCAUGAAGUCUUUUACUUUGGUCGAAGUCUUCCUUGGAUUAUCAUCGAUCAAAUUCCGUACUUCAACAAAUACAAGAUUCAAGGGAAUAAAAUCCCUACCGCCGCCGAACAAUGGACAUGCACAAAACUCGUUCUCCUCUCCCAUUUCACUGUCGAACUUCCUCAAAUUUACCUCUUCCACCCAAUGGCCAAAUACUUUGGAAUGGGUACUGAUGUUCCUUUCCCAUCUCUCUUCACCAUUGCCUACCAAGUCGCCAUCUUUUUCGUUCUAGAAGACACCUGGCAUUAUUGGAUGCAUCGCGCCAUGCACUACGGAUGGCUCUACAAGAAAAUUCACAAAAUUCAUCAUCAAUACUCUGCGCCCUUUGGUCUCGCUGCCGAAUACGCAUCACCAAUCGAAGUUAUGGUCCUCGGUCUCGGUACAGUUGGUUCUCCCAUUCUUUGGGUUAUGUUCACCGGAAAUCUUCACAUCUUGACUAUGUAUAUUUGGAUUGUGUGCAGACUUUUCCAAGCCAUUGAUGCUCACAGUGGUUAUGAAUUUCCUUGGUCUUUGCAUCAUUUCUUGCCUUUCUGGGCUGGCGCUGAACAUCAUGAUACCCAUCAUGAGAAGUUUAUCGGAAACUACGCAAGUAGUUUCAGAUGGUGGGAUUAUGUUUUGGAUACCGAGAGUGGACCUGAAGCUGCUAAGAGAAGAAGAGAGAGAAAGAUGGAAAAGGAAGCAAAGGUUGCAAAGAAGGCUCAGUAAAUGUUUACUUUACCGUAUUCCUACCCUGGUCAAAUAGGGAAGUGGAGGCUGUACAUGUCAAGUCAUAGGCCACUUCAAUGGGCUCAUUUGAUCUCUGGGAAAGACGAAAUAUUCACAAGGUUGUGGAUACACAGGUCCAUCCAGAUGGAUGAACAGAAAAAGGAUUAGAUGACUACGAGAGAUGAUAGAUGAGAGAUUCACAAACUUAUGUUCUGGUAAUAAGGGUAUAGUAUUUUGAGAUUUCUGCGAAAUUGCCGGAAAUCCAAUUACUAUCCAGAGAUGUGCAUACAUAUAAUGCAGGUGUUGGGUUGGGGGAAGAGGAGAGGGGAGAUGUAUGAAAUUCUUCUUCUUUCGUUUUUGUAGAUUACACACGUACUUAUACCUAAUUAAUACACUUUUUAUUGAAUCUAUCAUUAUUGUUUCUGUACUUUUGAAUGCAUGGUAUUGUAAUUUAGCA